Molecule: messenger RNA, 1822 nt
Organism: Oldenlandia corymbosa var. corymbosa
Lineage: Eukaryota; Viridiplantae; Streptophyta; Magnoliopsida; Gentianales; Rubiaceae
Source: the annotation of a GenBank genome assembly
AUGGAAAGGAAAAGGAAAGCUAAGCAAUCUAGAGCCAUGGAAAGGAAGAUUCGCAAAGAUGAAAAGAUGGAGGAAAUGGGAACUUCCAUUCUUGAAAUACCUGAGGCCAUCCUUAUUGAUAUUCUGCUAAGGCUAGCUGUUAAGGCUAUCAUCAUGUGUAAGUGUGUUUGUAAACCUUGGCGCCGUGUCAUUUCAGACCCACAUUUUGCAGAGAUGCAUUUCUCCAGGGCGGAGUCUUGUCCCUUGAUUAGGGCCUCGGGUGGUUCCAAAGUUUCGAGAAUGCUUUACCUGAUUGAGCCAUCCGAAAUUAAUGUAAGCUGCUACGGUGAUGAAAAUUAUUCGUAUCCAGAAUAUGAAGAUGGAGUUAAUUUGAAGUUAGAUACUAGGUUGAAGAUCCCCCUUCGCAAUGUUGAAAUGGUGCCGCUUGAUCCCAAGCCUGAGCGCGGCUUCAAAAGACGUUGUGUAAAGGUGAUAGCAAAAGAGCACAAGUUUCAUAUUGUGAACUCGUGCAAUGGAUUUCUGUGUCUGUCGCAUCCUUUACAUAACAACCCUCUUCUAGUUUGUAAUCCAGUUACUGGUGAGUAUUUGAACAUUCCAAGGACAUAUGAAAGCAAUGAGAGGCCCAAUCAUGUGUGUUGCGGACUUGGGUACAGUGAGAGGACCAACCAAUUCAAAAUUUUUAAAAUAUCUUUCGGAGAAUCAGUAAUCGCUCCUUGUCCAAUAACAGGAAAAGAUGCUUGGCUUUUUAAGGUAGCUGAGGUACUCACACUUGGCACAAGUACUUGGAGAAGGAUUGGUCAUGCUCCAUAUUGUGGAGGUGGGUAUAAACUGACUUUUCUGACAUGUGUUGGUGGAUCUAUUUAUUGGCUUAAUAAGUACGCGAAGAAAGUUGAUUUGAUACAUUCAUUUGAUUUCAAUGAAGAGAAAUUCAGAGGGAUUAAACCACCUCCAGUUACAGACAUGCGCCGGCUAGAUCAAUCUUUGAUGACCUUGGGAAUGCUCGGAGGUAGAUUAAGUUUGUGCACUGGCUUAAUUGACAUGAAAGAGAUCCAAAUUUGGACUUUGGAGGCAACUGGUGAAUGCACUUGGAAAUGUUUUAAGACAGUUAACUUGGACAUUGUUGAUAGGUGGCCUCUAGGUUCAUACUUGCCUGUUAGUUUUUGCAAAGCUAAGAAGGGGCUUCUAAUGUUUCAGUCACCUAAAAGUGCCUUCAUUUAUGCUUCCUCUGAACGAGACAAGUUGAAGUAUUUCAGAAUUCAUGUGACCAAGGCGAAAUAUGAAGCUGUUGCCCACAUCCCUAGUUUUAUCUUGCUCAAGGAUGUUAUCAAAGGAGACUGUGUUGAGAUAUUAAACACCAAUUCAAGGUGCUCAGAAUUUAAAAUGCCGGGAGAAACCAAAGCUAUUUUCUUGAAGGAAGAAUGCCAGAUGUGGGAAUAGACACAGAUUGCUCAAGUUCCAGUUGCUUUGCCUUUGUCAAUGAAGACUGAUGUACUGCAGCUUAUGGGGGCACCAACCAACCUUAUGAAGACAUUACAUCAUAGCUUCAAUUUUCUUUUGCAUCAUAAUAAAUAAACAACGGAGUUUGGAAUCCAGAAAUUUCUCUCUUCUUUUCCUACUUUAUCAUCAGGAAACUCUGUUCUGUUUCUUUUAUGUGGAGGAUUAGCAAGUCCAUAAACAUCCGGCGAUUUAUAUGAAUGGCUAGUCUGUUAAAUUUCUAGUUCCUCCAUUUGAACCCUACUUCCUAGAAUGCUAUGCUUAAACGGGUUGUGUCUAAACCUUCAUUUUAUGACAAUAUACUCCCUUGAUCUCAUUUUAAUAGUCC